Patiria miniata (bat star) is the source of this 2912-nucleotide messenger RNA. Its product is annotated as E3 ubiquitin-protein ligase Zswim2-like. NCBI's taxonomy places the organism in Eukaryota, Metazoa, Echinodermata, Asteroidea, Valvatida, Asterinidae. Bases 230 to 2677 code for a protein of 815 amino acids. Gene Ontology annotation, molecular function: zinc ion binding; ubiquitin protein ligase activity. The transcript has 13 exons. The record is from RefSeq and is a predicted model, not a curated record.
GGAUUAUGACCACUGCUAUAGAAACGAGACGCCAUCAAAAAAAAAAUUCGAAGUAAUUUUAGAGCUAGGCUAGGGCGGGCGCGACCGCCGCACCGGGGUGAAAAUUCUUAGGUGGACUUCGAUCGACAUGCUCUAGUAAACUCCCGUUUCUUUUGAAACAUACAGAUUGAUCGAGUAGGAUGCCAUGAUGUAAACAAUUUUGAGGAGACUAACGUAACUGACUGCAGCGAUGGCUCGGAGUGUUGCAUGGCGUCGAACCAUCAGCGAUGCUGCCUCCUGGCAUCAGGACCAGGCACAAUCAGCAACAAUCUACAUCUUAAGGGAGACAGGACCCACAGGAUUCCUUUUGAAGGAAGAGGGUGAGACCAAGAAAGUCAAGGUGUUCUUAGGAGAUCCCCAUAGCUGCACCUGUAGUGUGUUUAAGAAGGAGAGGGAUCUCUGUAAGCACAUCUGCUGGGUGCUACUAAAAAAAUUCAGAGUCCCGAGGGAAAAUCCAAUUUCAUUCCAAUUGGGACUGGUUGAGCGUGAAAUCAAUGAAAUACUUCGUGGCAUCAACAAUCCAAGCCGUCAAAGAAGUCUUGUACCCCGUCAACGCACUGUAUCACACAGUAAACCACCCCAAGGCACCAGCUCAUCAGCUGGUGGGAGGGAUGUCUUAAUACAGCGAGAGAUCACAGCAGACGAUGUCUGUCCCAUCUGUCAGGAUGAGUUGUUGAAUGCCAGAGAAGCAGUGACUUACUGCAGGUAUGGCUGUGCUAAGAGUAUCCACAUCAAGUGCAUGAAGGUGUGGGCGGAGCAUCAGCGAUCAGUGGGGGAGACCCUGGUCCGAUGUCCACUGUGUCGGGAGGACUUUGGCCAGUUAGAGCAGCUACAAGCUGAGUAUCGUAAUGCCUCACUCCAGAAGACCCGAUCUGAGCGACUGGACGUUCACUCGGGUGCUUGUUGUCAUCACUGCAACAAGUCCCCCAUCCAGGGGAAAUGCUACAGAUGCACAGAGUGUUUUGAUUAUUGUCUCUGCCAUGCCUGUUUCCUAACAAAUAUUCACAACGAGCAUUCCUUCAAAUUCCGACAGAAGAUGAAUCAGCGCUGGCGUCCUGCCCAGCGUGGUUCUGGCACAGCCUUACCCCAAGCAGUGAUGGAUGAUCUACUAGCCAGGGACAUAUCUGAUGGCGACUAUGAUCUCUUACUACAGCUGGACAGCCAAUCAGCCAACCAGCCCAGCAACAUCCCUGAAAAGGUGAUCAAGAGUUUUGCAACGGAGACAGUACGUCAGGGCAGCACACUACUGAACCCAGGUGUGCAGUGUAGGGUGUGUCUACGAGGCUACAGUAUUGGGCAAGUGCUAAGACGUCUACCAUGCAGGCAUAAGUUCCACACUUCUUGCAUCGAUCCCUGGCUGCUUCACCAACAUCCAACCUGCCCUGUGGAUGGCAGUAUAGUCUGGAGCCCUAGUACUGCGCAACAGACCAGCUCAACCAAUCAGAAUCAGCGUAACAAACAGCCAGCCAAUGGGAAGGCUGCUUCUGAAGGCGCUCUAGAGAUCCCUGGGAUUGGAGUGGCAUCCGUGAGAAUUGAAAGAUCCGGUGAUGCUGUUGCUAAGGGACGGCAUAGAGGCAGGUCUGGAGUUGUUGAGAGAGCCCCUAAUGGUGACAUUCAGGGACUGACAGCAGACUUUGCCUUGACAGGGCUUGGGAUAGUGUCACAAAGUCAAACCCAGAGUAUGGCAGCAAACUCCAGAGAGGGAGCAAGAGUACAGCCAAGAAGAAAUAGCAGCCGUGCUCCAAGAACACAUACAGACACAAAUAUAGAAAUAAAUGGGGUGUCGGACAUGGCGAUAAACCUGGAUGCGAUCAAUGCAACAGCAAGUGCUAACAAUGACAGUGGGCUGUUGCAAGACUUUCAAUUGGAUAGACGAUCCAGUGAGUUAAGGCAAGAUCAGCUGGUUGAACCCUCAACUCAGUUACCCAAUCGGACUGGGAGCUCUUCCUCAGAACACAUCCCCUGCUUGCAGCCUGCUACAGACACUAGGAUGGAAAAUAGCCAGGUGCCAGUCCAAGUAAGACUUGAAACCCUGACCCUACCAGGCACCACUACACAGGGAACCAAGCAGCACCCUUCCAGGGGCAUGGCAAGGCACAGAAAGCCACCCCUCCCUACACAGCCCUUAGUAGACCGUUCCAGUGCCCCAUCUAUUCCCCUCCUACGAGAGAGUGUUAUGACCCCAAUAGGGAACAGCCGACAACAGAGUACCAGUGCACCAAGUCUUGGGCAGAGGACUGCACCAUUUGGAGUAGAGGGGUCAUCAAGUGGCAGACCUCCCUUGCCAGCAGGUGGUUCGUCCCCAGGAUCAGUCCGAGACCGCGGACGUGAGCCAGUCAGAAAUGUUCGAUCCACACAAUUGACUAGAAAAACCAGAAGUACCAGCGUGGAGCGAAGUAGAUCUAGAGAUAGGCUACAUCCGCCAACAGCUGACAAACAACAGGUUCUGGAAGGUCUAUUACUUGGGUCAUCUGCCACUCGGCAAGUACCGUCAGGCAAAGGUCAGAGGUCAUCACCUCUAAGGUCAUCACCUCUAAGGUCAAGGGUCAGCCAGUUGCACAGUGGCGGUCAAGCCGAGAGAGAUCAGCAACUCACCGAGGGGAUUUCAGGCAGUGGACUUAGCUCACAUGGGCAGUAAAUUAUCCUCCAGACCGCAAUCUUUGGGUGAUUGGUUCCUGAAUACAAUGUAUUGCAUACUGAGAUCUUUACAGUGCAUGUGCACUAUUGCACAGAUUUUUCUUCCGGUUUUAUAUAUUUUUAUGAUUCUCCAUUACAUACAAAGUUGCAUUAUUAAAUGUUUGUUUGAAAGGAAAUAAAUUAUUUGAAUAUGUGCCAAUAAAUGGUAAUAAAAAAUGAUCCACGGCAGCACCAUG